Molecule: messenger RNA, 1695 nt
Organism: Purpureocillium lilacinum
Lineage: Eukaryota; Fungi; Ascomycota; Sordariomycetes; Hypocreales; Ophiocordycipitaceae
Source: RefSeq, a predicted model, not a curated record
AUGGCGACACCUUCCGUGCGCGACAUCGCCGCCUUCAGCGAUGCCCAGCUCGCUCAGUUCAUGCAGAUCCACCGCCGUCACGAUGGCGACUUUGAGCUUCCCGUCGAUGGCUGGGACAAGCUGCCUCUGCAUGCCCGAAACCAGCUCGCGGAAAGAUUGAAGGCACAAGAACGGAUCUUGUCCCAGAACCCUUCGGCUCACUCCCGCCCGCUCGAUAUUGACCAGCUUGACGCACGUCUACGUCAAGUUGCCCAUGGCGACGAUAUCGUACCGGAAGUUCAGCAACGAAUGCAAGGACGUAUAACGCCGCCGUAUUCUCAAGAGGACGAGCGGCGUGACCGGAUAGACGACGAGACCGAGGCUUACAAUGACCUUGUCAAGGACGGCGGUCGUCCAUUAUACCGGAUCAGCCUUAUAGAACAUGUUUCUCGGAACCCCGAGGAAUAUCGCGAGAUGCUGUGGCCAUUUUGGGGCUACCCUCGUGACACUCCAGUCUCAUGGUUGGUAUUCCGGAGACAGCUGCAGCGAUGGCAGGAUUUUCGCAACUGGCAGAUCGACAACCGGGACCUUCCAGUCGAGGAUGGUGGUUUUCCUGCUUAUGUCGAGAUGAUGAAGCGCCUUUAUACAAAGGACGAGUAUACGGAGGGGUUAGCCAAAAUUGAAGCUGACCCGACAUGCCUCAAGACCGCUUGGGAGAUGAGGCAAAGGACGCGCAGGUGGCAGCGCCGGUGGCAACGGGAAUGUGACUGCCAGGGCUUCUCCGACUACGUCGACGCAGUGAAGCGCCGCCUGACACGACAUGGGUUCACUCGAGCGCUCCUGCUGCAAGAGGACCCCAAGCAGCAAGACAAGUUGACAACAUGGAUCGAGUACCUCUGCUUUGAGUACUGGUGGCUUGAUUGGUACAAUGACUCUAUUGAGCGCCUGGAGCCGGACCACGACAAACGCUGGCAGGAGCUGGUGGACAAGAAGAUACCAAAGCCUCACGAAACCAAGGAUUUGAUCCGGACCACCCCGUCGUCGAUGAAGCGUGGGCGAGAACGAGAGCAAGCCUGGGAGGCUAAACAGGUGGCAGAAGCAGACGCAAAGCGGGUCUAUUUCCUCACCCAGGAAGAUCCCCGUCGCCUGACCAUUCCGAUAGAGAAGCGCAUGCACAUGCUUGAAGCUGCCAGAAACAAGUUGGUGGCGGCGCAAGAGCGGUACGAGUUUACCAGGCGACGAGUCAGCAUGAUCACAAACUUCAUCCGGGCGACAUUCGAUUACGUGAACGCCAAAAAGGAUGCAACCGGCCACGCUGCCAUCGCGCAAUGGGUCAUGGAGCAAGUCCCUCUGGUCGAGACCGAGUUUAUCCACCCUCAAAUGACUGAGGCCGGCCCCGAUGCGAAGAACAAAAAGAGAAAGCGCGCCCAGGAUGAGGACAAGCCAGAAAACCGGAGUUCAAAGACGCGGAAGGCAGGCCACGGACAAGUUGCUCGCCUUUCACGGAGCAGCCGGACAGGCACGACAAAUUUCGCCGACUCUCGCCGCUACGCUUUCGGGACAUUUGCGACCAAGAUUCCCACCAAAGAGUCGCAAAAGUACCAAGUCUUCAUAUGCCGCCUGGGCCACAGAAGCUUCCGCGGCGUCAAACAUUGGAAGCAGGAAGCGAGGGAGUACAGUCCAAGCCGGCAGAGUGUCGAGGAGGCUUGGCGCUAG